This is a messenger RNA of Paramuricea clavata, 1785 nucleotides long. NCBI's taxonomy places the organism in Eukaryota, Metazoa, Cnidaria, Anthozoa, Malacalcyonacea, Plexauridae. The record is from the annotation of a GenBank genome assembly.
AUGCCUAAAUGUUCUUUUGAUGGCAAAGAUUAUGUCUGCAAAACGUGCCAUGCUAAACUACUUAAAGGUCAACAGCCUUGUCAAGCUGUGGUAAAUAAUUUAUUUGUUGAUGAAACUCCCACUGCACUUGCUCCAUUAGAGAAACUUGAACAAAUUCUUAUUGCACAAAGAAUAGUCUUUGAAAAAAUUGUAGUAAUGCCAAAAGGACAACAAAGAAAGAUCAAAGGUGUAAUGUACCAGUUGAAUGUAGUCAAACAUGCAAUGUUCUUCCCAGCCCACCUGACAGAUCUGGAAUAAUUUUACUUAAAUUAAAAAGGAAACUUCAAUUUAGAGGUCAUGUUUACUUUCGCCCUCAGUUUGUAAUUAAUGCAUUAAACUGGCUUAUAGCAAACAACCCUUUAUAUAGAAACAUUGAAAUUCAAUGUGACAAUAUUAGCUCAGACUUAACUAAUUUGAACUGUCCUGAUACUGAUCAAGAAAAUAUAGAUGAGCCAUUGCAAUUGCAAAGUAAUGUAAAUAGAGAACUGUGUAAUGAAGAUGUUGAAGAAUAAGAUGUUGAAGAAUAAGAUGAUCCAUUAAAUGAACACCGUUCAGCAGCAAGCGAAACCUGUCUUCAGUCCAUCUUGCCAAACUAUCCUGUUAACCUGGACAAUACAAACUGUAAUUCAACAGGUAGAGAAGUUUUCAACAUUGCACCAGGUGAAGGUAAACAUCCAGUAUCAUUGAUGACUGAUAAGCUUUGUGAGGAACUCUCAUUUCCAGUACUCUUUCCAAAGGGACAAUCCGGUUAUACCUAUGAACGAGACAUCAAAUUAUCUCCAAUAAAAUAUUUCAAUGCUCGCCUCUUGCAUUAUAGUGGAAAAUUUGCAACCAAUCCAGAGUAUCUAUUCUUUGCACAAUUCAUUAUGGAACAGAAAAAGAUUUCUGAUAGUAUUAAUAUAGCUCUUAAAAAAGUAUGUGGCCAGUUAGUCACAGCAUCGCAUCGCAGGUAAAGUCAAACAGUCAAGCUUUUCAAAAUCUUCUUUUGCAAGAUCAAGCAUAUUUGUUUUUACGACAAAUUCCUGGCUCACCUCCUUACUGGCAAAAAUUCAUGUAUGAAGUGGUAGCAAUGAUUAAACAGCUGGGAAUACCAACAUGGUUCAUGACCUUAUCGUGUGCAGAUUUAAGAUGGCCUGAGCUAUUUCAGAUAAUUGCAAGAAUAAAACGCAACAACAUAACAACUGAAGAAGUAGAGGCCCUGUCGUAUCAUGCGUGAUGCUCAAUGUUAAAUUUAAAUCCAGUUAUUGUAGCUAAACAUUUCCAGUAUCGAGUCGAAACAUUUUUCAGGGAUGUUUUGCUCACAAAUGCAAACCCAAUUGGUAAGAUAGUAUAUUAUGCACUCCGUAUCGAAUUUCAAAUGAGAGGUUCACCACAUUUGCAUGCCUUAAUAUGGACAUCUGAUUGCCCAGAAUUAACGAACGAUACAAAAGAUGCAUACAUAUAUUACAUUGACCAACAUGUACAAGCAUACCUCCCAGACAGAGAAACAAAUCCUGAACUUUAUGACUUGGUAAAAACGUACCAGACACAUAAUCACAGUAAAACCUGUAGAAAGUAUAAGAAUGUUACAUGUAGAUUUAUAACUUUGGACAGUUUUUUACUGACAGAACAAUUGUUGCUGAACCUUUCGCUGAUGAUAUUGAUGAUGAGAUUAAAUCAAAUAUUCUAACCAGACGAAAGGAAAUUUUGUCUAAAGUUAAACAAAGAAUUGAUGAUGUGCUAAACCCAAGCAAACCUUACUUAUGA